CCAUACGCCGGGAUACGCCUAGCAAAGUGCUGCAAUCCGGCUAGCACGGGCAAGGCCCAAGGGGCAAACACGGGUAAACGAGUCCAUCCGUUCUAACUUCCAACUUCCAAGCCGCCGCCACCGCGGGCUGGGCGCGGAUCUAGCCCCUCGUCGGUCCCAUCCAACCCUCACCGCCGCCUCGUGCCCGCUCCUUCCCUCGAUUCACCCGCGAAUCCACCCCCGGCGAGCGCCAAUGACGGAGGACCGGGCCCACAAGGUCACCGACGAGCCCGACGCCGCGGGCAGGCAAAGGCCUGAAAGGAAGAAGCGGAAGUGGGAUCAGCCCGCGGAUGACUUGGUCUCCGCGGCGGUGACGGCUGCUGCCGUGUCGGGGAUGCCCUUGAUUAAUAUCGGCGCUCUUCCUGGCGUUGCGCUGCCCGGCGUCACCGCGUAUGGAGCUGCUACAUUGCCGGGAGGAGUCCCCGUACCUUAUUCGCUGCCGCCGCGUAUUGCUCCAUCGGUGCUCCAGAAUGCUUCUGCUGCACUUCAGAAAUUGAGCCAGGCAAAAGUACCAGAUGAGGUCAUAGCGCGGGAAAUUGUUAUAAAUGACGCCGAUCCAUCUGUGCGGUAUAAGCUUACAAAACGGCAAACACAAGAUGAGAUUCAGAGAUGCACAAGCACUGUCAUCAUUACCAGAGGAAAGUAUCACCCUCCAAAUGGACAGCCUGAUGGUGAGAAGCCACUCUAUCUACAUAUCUCUGCUGGAUCUCAGUUGAAAGAUACAGCUGGGCGCAUCAAGGCAGUUGACCGUGCGGCUUCAAUGAUUGAAGAAAUAUUGAAACAAGGCACAAUCUCAGAAUCUGCAUCUGCCCCUUUCUCUUCUAGCAGUGGACAGGCUGUUCAUCCUUUUAGUGCCUCGAUAUUUUUGGGUUUUGAUGCAGAUCCAUCAUUGAACAUCGCAGCUAGAAUUCGUGGGCCAAAUGUAUGUUUCUGUAGAACUAAAUGUGAUGCUGGUUUGAUUUGAUUAUGUUGUUAUUAGCAUCUCUCACUUUUGUUUCGUCAA
Panicum hallii is the source of this 1042-nucleotide messenger RNA. RefSeq names its product protein RIK-like. Lineage: Eukaryota; Viridiplantae; Streptophyta; Magnoliopsida; Poales; Poaceae. Gene Ontology annotation, cellular component: nucleus. The record is from RefSeq and is a predicted model, not a curated record. The transcript has 7 exons. Bases 233 to 1003 code for a protein of 256 amino acids. Gene Ontology annotation, molecular function: RNA binding.